This is a messenger RNA of Phyllotreta striolata, 2442 nucleotides long. NCBI's taxonomy places the organism in Eukaryota, Metazoa, Arthropoda, Insecta, Coleoptera, Chrysomelidae. The record is from the annotation of a GenBank genome assembly.
AUAAUUUGAGGAACGUUGCACGCUCAACUUCCUUUUCGCGACAAGUUUUACUAAUACAGGCAUGGUCUGCUGGAAAAUUUGCAGAAAAGUACUCGAUUUUGUUGUUUGACGAAGGAAGGAAGUGUUUUUCGCACACUGGUUUCCACAAAAACUCAAGAUUCCUCCGAAAAAUUACGUCGAACCCAGAGGGUGGCUACCGAAGGGUCGUAAUUUGGACGAAGCUAGCCCAGACACUAGCAGCCUUCUUCUACCGUACAACUGGAAAAUCUUCCUAAACGGCGAACCGCCUUGGCUGCGCUAGCAGGAACCAUCUAGUUCAUUUUAAGUCACAUAACAAAUAAACCUGUGUGAAUCUGAGCACAGGCUGCCUCCUUGCUUAUUUCAUCUAAAAUAUUUGCUCGUAAUUUAACGAUACAAUAAAAGUAACCAUGAAAAUUCCGAAUUCCGACGCACGCGUUCACGUUUUGGACCAAAACUCCGACGUAUGGACCGUCAUCAGGGACAUAGCGAGCCGCGCACACCAGGAAGACGCCUUCUACGUCAUGAACAUCGGGGAAAUCAUCAACAAGUACGAUCAGUGGACGUCGAAGCUGCCGCGCGUGACGCCGCACUACGCGGUGAAAUGCAACGAUUCGCUGGCCGUAUUGGAAACGCUCAACGCGUUGGGCGCGAACUUCGAUUGCGCUUCCAAAGGGGAGAUCAACAAGGUGUUGGAGUUGGGCGUCGAACCGGAGAGGAUUAUUUUCGCCAAUCCGGCCAAGCCGUCCAGUCACGUUCGAUUCGCCGCCUCCGUCGGCGUGCAGACCAUGACCUUCGACAGCGAGAACGAGUUGCACAAGAUCAAAAACUUGUAUCCGGACGCUAAGAUGGUGAUUCGAAUCCGUUGCGACGCCGCCGAAGUCCAAUGCCAAUUGGGCAACAAGUUCGGCUGCGAUCCCGUCGCCGAGGCGCCGGGGCUGUUGCGCGUCGCCAGAUCGCUGGACCUCGACGUCGUCGGCGUCAGUUUCCACGUGGGUUCGGGCUGCCGAGAGCCGCCGGUGUUCCGCAGGGCCAUCGCCGCCGCCAAGGACGUGUUCGAAUUCGCCAAAACGUUGGGCUACGAGUUCUCGUUGCUCGACAUCGGCGGCGGUUAUCCCGGCGGCAGAGGAACGACUAUCGAUGAGAUCGCAGAAAUAGUCAAUUCCGCUUUGGAUGCACAUUUUCCGGACGAGUCGGUGAGCGUGAUCGCCGAGCCGGGACGUUUCUUCGUUUGUUCGGCGUACACAUUAGUGUGUAACAUUCAUUCGAUCAGGAACGUUAUUCGGACUAACGAGGAGACCGGUACGACCGGUACCCAUCGCAUGUACUACAUCAACGACGGAGUUUAUGGUAGUUUCAACUGCAUUUUGUAUGAUCAUCAGGUAGUAGUACCUCAACCGUUGGAGGAACGAUCUGGGGCUAAAUAUUACGAGAGUAGUAUUUGGGGACCGACUUGCGAUGGACUCGAUCAAGUAAUUGAAAGCGCCGUUCUGCCCGAUAUGAAAAUCGGCGAUUGGAUCGUCUUCGAGGACAUGGGGGCUUAUACGUUACCAGUAGCCAGCCCUUUCAAUGGUUUUCCCAUUCCAACUGUUCACAUCGUCAUCGAAGAGAACAUGAGAUUAAUCGUGGACGAUAUGUUUGACUUGACGGACGGUCACUUCGAGAUGUUGAGGAUUCCGGAUAAUUUGAAAAAUGAAAACGACACUCCCUACAAACUUCCUACAUUUCCCAUACAAGUUGGCGAUUCGAUUCUGGAUUACGUUAAUUGAAAAUGAGAAAAAUAUCCCUUUUUUUAGACCAAUGUUUAAUAUCUUUUUGAAAAAAUGGGUUGUAUUCUAUUACCACUAUGACAAAUAUUUUAAAGUAGUGAAAAUUAAUUAUCCUAAAACAUUAAUAACCAAUAAUUCUAUGUUUCAACUAAAAAAAAUUGAAAUUUCAUAAAUUGAAUUAGGUACAUUGUUAGGGUUCUAAAUAGGUUACAAUAUACAAAUAUCACGUUAAUUAAAAAAUAAAUUUCAAUACUUUUAAAUAUUUGUCAAAUGUUCAUUUUUUUAGGUCCUCUUUUUUAUAGAACUUUUACAUUAUUUGGAUUUAUUCUUAUUAUUAUUAUGUAUUGGUAAAAACAUUUUAUGGGACGAAAUUUUACGGAAUGUAUUCGUUAAUACGUGAAAAUAUUGGGUUCGAGUUGAUCGUUUCGAUCGAUUCCUGUCGAAUAAUCGAUCGAAAUCGAUCUUUCGACAUAUUUGAUGUAUAAGCAAGGGGGCAGCUUACAGCUUUUUUAAAAAGUAAACUGUUAUUUUUUUGUUUUAAUAUCCAUUGUAGUGUAUUUUCUGCAUUUUUCUCAGUGAGGAAAUCGACUAUGAUCUAUAUUAUAUUGCUGUGUAGAUUUAGAUGCUGCUUAAUAAAUUAAAAUGCAAACCAAUU